Saccoglossus kowalevskii is the source of this 4851-nucleotide messenger RNA. RefSeq lists its product as uncharacterized. The record is from RefSeq and is a predicted model, not a curated record. Gene Ontology annotation, biological process: signal transduction. Gene Ontology annotation, cellular component: cytoplasm. Lineage: Eukaryota; Metazoa; Hemichordata; Enteropneusta; Harrimaniidae. Gene Ontology annotation, molecular function: protein binding.
AUGAUUGAGUUAGGUAUUUCGAAUAAUUUAUUAACAGUCACCAUGGACCUGCUAACAAGCUUCCCCGACAAGCAGACUACAGAUAUUUCACUGCAAUUUAUGAAACUUGCAUCUCUUCCUCCAUCCAUUGCCGAAUACAAAGAUUGCGAACGUUUGAAUCUCAGAUGUAAUAGCUUUUCAACUUUGCCGCCUGAAAUAUCACAUUUAAAGAAACUUAAUGAAUUGAAUUUGUCUGAGAACUGCAUUGAAAACAUUCCGAUGUCGCUUUAUAAACUCACGGCACUAACCGUUCUCAACAUGAACGGGAAUGAAAUUAUUGGGAAAUUGCAGCCUGAUAUUAGCAAGCUUGUCAAUUUGCAGAAAUUAGACUUGUCGGUAAACAACAUCGAGGAAAUCCCACGAACUAUUUUAAAUUUAUGCGCAUUACAAGAACUUGAUCUCCAUUAUAACAUGUUAUCCACCAUACCAUGUGAGGUGGGACAACUUGUUCACCUGACAGACCUGAACCUAUCACAGAACCAAUUAACAGAACUUCCGAUUACAUUAGGAAACUUGAAGCGUUUGCAGUCACUACGUGUAAGUGACAACAAAUUACUCAGUGUAUCAAUGGAGAUAGGGAUGCUAGUUGAGCUUCGAACAUUAGAUUUAUCAAAAAACGAAAUUGUGGAAAUACCUUCAAGCAUAGGUAAAUUAAAAUCUCUGAAAAUGCUGCAUAUAGACAGAAACAAACUGACCAACUUACCGAUCGACAUAGGCAAACUCAAAAACUUACAAGAAAUUAAUAUGUCUAUGAACAAAAUAUUAGACUUCCCCGAAUCUAUCGGUGGUUUGGUAAACCUUCAAUUUCUUAAUGCUAAAAAUAAUCAGUUGAAAUGUUUGCCAGUUUCAUUCGUUAACCUAAGUAAGUUGCGAGAAGUAAACGUGUCGAAUAAUUACAUAGAAUCACUUCCGCGUUCUAUUGGUAAACUGAAAGACUUGAAGUAUCUGGACAUCAGCCAUAAUCAUCUAGAAUCUCUUCCUCCAAGUAUCGAGAUGUUGCGUGAGCUAACAAGUUUGAAGAUGAUGAGAAAUCAAAUUAAAGUUCUUCCACGAGAGAUAGGAUACUUAUCAAGUUUAUCCACAUUAGUCAUCGAUGACAACCCAAUACGAGAACCGCCUAUGGUGAUCUGUAAUGAAGGAAUUUUAGGCCUUCAAAAAUAUUGGCAGAAAAAGGAUCAAGAACUAUUAAAGAACGUCAAACCGAACUCAGAAAAAGUUUCUCUCAAGCAAAACGAUUUGACGUACAUACCAAAAUCUAUAAGUCAAUACACACAUAUACAACAACUGGAUCUCUCCAGGAAUAAGCUGUCAUAUUUGCCUUUGGAAAUGUGUCAAUUGACACAAUUAGAAAACCUCGACAUAUCCAACAACAAUCUCAUUGACCUUCCUGGCUCUUUCAGUGAUCUCAAAAUACUCAAUCUCAGUCGCAAUAAUCUCACCGAAUUCCCAGAUAAUCUUGAGAAUAUUCAACAAAUUGAUAUUUCUCAGAAUUGCCUUCAAAACAUCCAUAUUGGAAUGAAUCUUAGUAAAUUGACGCAUGUUAACAUGAGAGAUACAAAACUGAAGAAUUUCCCAUUGCAACUAUGCAGUGCUUCGGAACUUUAUCACUUGAAUUUAUCAUGCAACAACAUUGAAGAAAUCCCUCCAGGAAUCUGUAAUCUUCAGCGUCUAGCAAUAAUAGAUGUAUGUGAGAAUAAAAUUCGCAGCAUACCAAAAGAGAUAGGAAACAUGAACAGAUUAAAAGAACUUCAUAUUUCAAAUAACAAAAUCGGUAACAUCCCAGAACCGCUUUGCAAAUUAAGAGAGCUUACAUUGUUGGACAUUCGAAACAAUAAUCUAAAGGAGCUUCCACCUCAGUUUGGAGAACUUCAUGAGCUGCAAAUCUUGCAAUUAUCUGGCAAUGUGUUCAAUGAAUUCCCUCCUGCCAUCUCCAAGUUGACGAAAUUGGUUAAGCUUUAUUUAUCUGGAAAUAAUAUGACGUCUAUCCCAUCCACCAUUGGACGCCUUAAAUCACUAGAAGAGAUGAGCAUAGAUGGCAACAUAAUUACUGAACUGCCUGCAGAAUUAUUGGAACUGCAGAUCAUUAAACUGCAAUUGAUUGAAAACCAACAGGACACUCCAUUGAAGGAUUUUGUUGCUGAAUUGAGUCGUCUAAAACAAAACGGUUCAACAGUUGCUAUCUCACCACGAAUAAUUAACAGAAAUUCCAAAUUGAACUCUAUAUGUGUCACUGGUAUCAAAACUGGCGUCUCUUCAACUGAUGUAUGUAAAAAUGUAUGUAUGAAAGGUCAAAAUGCUAUCAAGAAGAUGUGGGAUGAACUAGAUAUAGAAACAUUGAGAAGAUUAGAGGAAGACACCUCUGACAUUGACUUUGCAAAUAGAGAUUUACAGAAACUGCCGGGUGUUAUAGGUAGAUUUGCAGAGUUGAAGAAACUUAAUUUGAAAUCUAAUCACCUAGACACACUGCCCGAAGAGGUGUCUAACUUGACAAGCUUGGAAUCGUUAAAUUUGGCGGACAAUUCAUUUGAGAAUUACCCAUCUGUUUUGUCUCACCUAGAAAAUUUAGUCACUUUAAAUCUGAACCAUAAUAAGUUGACAGCAAUGCAUAUUUCACUUGUAAAUAUAAAAGAAUUAGAUGCGUCUCACAACAAUCUUGUGGCCAUUCCAAACACUGUGUCUCAGGCUAGCCAAUUGACCAAUAAGAUAAAUGAUGACCCAUCCAUAACACUCGAUCUGAAGUCUUUGAAAGUUCUACGCUUAACACAUAACAAAUUAACUAGUAUUCCAUCUGUUGAUAGCUUACUCGAAUUAACUGUACUAGACAUUAGCGACAAUAAAUUACAGAAGAUUCCAAAGCAAAUAAGAAUUCUAAAAAACCUUAAAGAGCUAUAUUUAUCAAAUAAUGAGAUCAAAACAGUUCCUUGUGAAAUUACGCACCUCACAGAGCUACAUGAAUUGGACAUAUCCAAUAAUGAACUUGAGCACUUGCCCCCAGAGAUCGAUAACAUGACGAAUUUACAAAGCUUGUAUAUACAGAGAAACAGAUUGAUGGAAUUACCCCGGACUAUUGUACACAUUGACAACUUAAAAUAUAUCGACGCUAGCGGCAACAGCAGCAUGAGAGAACCACCAGCAGAUGUCUGUGAUCUUGGAAUUAAUAAAAUAAUAGAGUACUGGAACAACAAAGAAAAAGAAAAACAACAGCUUGUAUUUACCUUACAACCUUGUCAGGAUGAUACAUAUAUUGAUUUGCUUGAUGGAUUCAGGUUGAAGGUCCUCAACAAAUCGGUUGUGGAAAAGACGCGAGUUACAGUCACGUCCAGCAUUAACGUUAAACCAAGUGUACUUGAGCCGUACCAUCAAAUUGCUUCGGACACUAUCGAAAUAUCGCCUACACAUCCGCCGCUAAAAAAACCUGUUGUUUUAUUACACACCUUCCCCAAAGAUAAUACAAAACAAGGAUAUAUAUAUCACAGUGAUGACAAAGGCCAGCAUUGGGAAAAACUUUCAACUGAUCAGAAUAAUAAUGUCAUCAAAAGUGAUACACGCGUGUUUGGUAUGUUUGUUGUUAUCUCUGCGCCUCGCCGGGAAAAUUUCAAUGUUCCAGCAGCUGGUGGAACAAUUGUGUCAAGUGCGUCAGAGGAUAUAUCGGUUACCUUCGCACGAAAUUCCACAAGGGAUAACAGGAAUGAAUCGAUUACAAUGCAGAUACAUAAUACCGAUCCAAGUCUUCGUGCUGUAAAUAUUGCAUUUGAAUCAAAUAUCACGUUCAGCCCACUGUUGCACUUAAAUCAUGAGGGCGAAGAUGAGACUAGAUUUCGUAGUCUGACCACAAUCCUACCGAUACCAAGUAGUUCAUCAAAUGUUACAACCAAAAUUCAUGUUUAUGUGAAAAGAUGCAGUCAAAAGUGGGAAGAUUAUACAGAAAGAAAAGUAUCAUUAUCAAAAGGCCAUGUCAGUAUUCAUUCCGACUUUAUGCCACAGAGAUGUUUGAUAUCUAAAGCUCCAAUACAUCUGGCGCGUAGUGAAAUCUCUAAACACGUGAUACAUGUGGACCAAGAAUUCAUACAUCCAGUGACCAAGGUUAAAUUCCUCUUGAUGCAGCUCAAAGGAAGGCCGUAUUGCAUGCGCCUUAGCGUUGUAAAGAAAGAGGAAAUAACGGAGAAGAUUAAUCACGAGAUAGCCAAUGGAUAUUAUUCUUAUUUUGACAGUGUGUCGUCUAGUGAAGACGUGGAUAUGGCAAUUGAUGAAAGUAUUCGUGUUGAAAUUAGUGACGGGUUUUCCUUUACUAACGAGAAGAGAACGUUAAGGUUUCAUUUAGAUGAUGAUAACUUUAUUAGUCUGAAAGUCAAACCUGAAAAGCGUGUCAAAAAUGAGGCUGUUGGUCAUAUCAAAAUUAUCAGGAAGCAGCAGAAACUUGAACAGCUCUUUUUCUAUCUGCGGUAUUGUUCAAGCACAGAACCUAUCACUGAGCUGCGAUUUGGAAUCGCCGAAUUAGAUCAGGAAGCGGAAAAUGAAACAGUCGAAGUGCAACCAACAGAUUUAGACAGGGCUAUUAAUAUCACUGUUGACAAUCUGAUGAGCGACGAAUGGAAACAUCUUGCACGGCGAGAACUACAAAUAACGGACCCAGACAUUGAACGUAUUGAAAAUCGGAAUCCGAACCAGAAGAGAGAACAAAUCCACCAAAUGCUUCGUAUGUGGAGAAAUAGAAGUGGAGCGAGUGCAACUGUGGGCGCCUUGAUAAUUGCACUUGAGGAGCAAAAACUAAAAAAUAUUUCCGACGAAAUACGUUCCAAAAUAGAAGUAUAG